CGCAUUUUUUUCUCUCUCUCCCCGCUUUCGGGUUGUGUGUGCGUGCGUGUGUGUGCGUGUGGCGGUCGGUCGCGGUGGUGGUGGUAGCGAAAUGUGGGAGAUGCUAGCGGCGACGAAUGGCCCUGGAUCUUAAGGCGUGGAUAAGUUAGGAUGAAGAAACGGCUGGUGGCCUGACCCUGCCUCCCUCCCAGGGUCAGUAGCAGUGGCGGAAGAUGGCUGACAAAAUGGAUGACAAACCGCCGGCACCCCCUGUUCGGCUCACCAGCGCCAGCACGGUGAGAGGCGCAAGUGUCACGCCUGUGCGGGACUCCUCCUCGGUACCUGUGGACAUGCGGCCGCUACCCAAAGAGCCCGAGCUUGAGAAGAAGGGCAAACUCAAGCCUUCCAAAGGUGCCAAGAAAGAGCGCAAGGAGCUUGAAAAGCCCAUCAUCUCGCCACCGACCAACUUUGAGCACACAGUGCACGUGGGCUUUGAUGCCGUGACGGGCGAAUUCACAGGCAUGCCGGACUCAUGGGCACGGCUGCUGCAGAACUCCAACAUCACCAAGCUGGAGCAGAAGAAGAACCCGCAGGCCGUGCUGGAUGUGCUCAACUGGUACGAUGCCUCCACCAAGGACAAGGGGGCCUCCAAGUACAUGACCAUGAACCGGACGCUCGAUCCCUCUCCCCGGCCAAGCUACUUGGGAGACAAGUAUGCUGUUGCAACGACGGUGAUCGGAUCAUCCACCUCGGAGGACAGCAUAUCUGAGCCAGAGAAUGCGCCCAAGUUUUUGUCACCCCAUGAGCCCAGGAGGAAUGUCUCUGAGAAAAUUGUCUAUAAGUCCCAGCAAGAACCCUCAUCUCCCGAGGAAGAAGAAGAUGAGCCAGGCCCGCCGCCCCCUAUUGCCACACGGCCAGACAAGACGAAGUCCAUUUACACAAAGCCCAUUGAGGAGGAGAACAAGAAUGGGGCGGCUUUUGGCUAUGACGUACGCGACAUUGCCAACAACAACAGCACGGCUGCUGCGCCAGGUGCGGUGACGCGACCCCGCAAGAAAAAGAUGACCGACGACGAGAUUAUGGAGAAGCUGCGCAGCAUCGUGUCCGUAGGCGACCCCAACCGCAAAUACACCAAAAUGGAGAAAAUCGGGCAGGGCGCCUCGGGCACGGUGUUCACGGCAAUCGAGACGUCGACAGGUGCGGAAGUGGCCAUCAAGCAGAUGAAUCUGUCGCAGCAGCCAAAGAAAGAGCUCAUCAUCAAUGAGAUACUAGUGAUGCGCGAGAACAAGCAUCCAAAUGUGGUCAACUAUCUAGACAGCUAUCUGGUAGGUGACGGUGAACUCUGGGUUGUCAUGGAGUACCUGGCGGGGGGAUCGCUGACGGAUGUCGUCACCGAGACGUGCAUGGAUGAGGGCCAGAUUGCAGCCGUCUGCCGCGAGGUGCUGCAAGCGCUCGAGUUCCUGCACCGCAACCACGUCAUCCACCGCGACAUCAAGAGCGACAACAUCCUUCUUGGCAUGGAUGGCAGUGUCAAGCUGACGGACUUUGGGUUCUGCGCACAGAUCUCGCCGGAGCAGAGCAAGCGCACCACGAUGGUGGGCACGCCAUACUGGAUGGCUCCAGAGGUGGUGACACGAAAGCAGUAUGGCCCUAAGGUGGAUGUCUGGUCGCUGGGUGUCAUGGCCAUCGAGAUGGUCGAAGGGGAGCCCCCCUAUCUCAAUGAGAACCCCCUGCGCGCCCUCUACCUCAUCGCCACCAAUGGCAAGCCUGAGAUCAAGGAGCGUGAGAAGCUCAGCGCCGUCUUCCAGGACAUGCUUGAUCGCUGCCUUGAGGUCGACGUCGACCGACGAUACUCGGCUGCUGAGCUGCUCAAGCACCCGUUUCUAAAGCUAGCACGCCCACUUACCAGCCUGCAUCCGCUCAUUGUCGCCGCCAAGGAGGCAGCCAAGAGCCACUGAGUGCCAGGCACUAAACGCCAAGCAGGUUCCCCUGCUGUUCUGGUUCUGCCUUCUGCUGCACGGCCGAGCGAUCUUGAGACAGUGCCCUGCAUUUCCAAAAGAAAGCCAUGCAGCUGCUUUGACUCCCAGAAAGCAAGGCCAAGAUUGAGCCUGCACUCAUCACCUUGGAUAGUGCAGUUUCAGCCGUGUGUCAGAAUGCCUCAGGAAUCAGGAUCUAGCAUGCUGGCGGAGCAAGUGUCAUCCACCAGACGUGGUGGUGAUGGUGAUUCGUUUCCUGCGCUGGUGUCCAAAAGCCCGAUGCGUUCUCCCGGUCGCUCCGACGGGUCAGUGCUGAGGUCACUUUUCGCUGAAGCUUCACCAGCAGUGAUAUAACUGGUAGUUGCACACUGGGACCGAACUGCAGGCGCCUGCCACCUGACAUGGUGAUGGUGAUCUGUUUUCUUUGUCGGUGUCGGGAAAGCCUUCUGCUGCAACCUGCCACCACAGUGAAGAAUACUUGUGUGAAAUGGCACUCUCAUUGUAUGCCCUGCAGAUGCCUUCUUGAGGUUUCUUCUUUUUCUGUGCAGAGCUAUAUAUACUGAUCACACUUGCUCUGUUAAGUCUGGCAGACAGAGGCACGUGUAUCCUCGGGUUGAGCUCAGCCUUCUGCUGUCAGUUUCGACAUACAGAACAAUGCCUUGUGAACUUCACUCUAAGGCCAAGCUUGGGAAAUGUUCACGUUGCUGCUGAAGGAACAUCAUAUGGUCACCGAGGGCGACUCGGCAGCUUUGCACGCAACAUGUUGCAAGAAAGAUCUCAAGCAGAGGGAAUGGGGCGAGCCUGUGCAAAGUGCUUGUGCUGUUGUGCCCCUAGCACUCGCUGUGUUUGGGCUGCGAAAUGAGCUUUGCGGCAAAGCCUUUGGAAGGAAAAAACUUAAAGCAGUGACUGCUACAUUGCAUUUACAAACAAGUGCAAGUUGUCAAAACCAAGCACAUCGGAAUCACAUGCGGCAACACCUGCAACAUGGUUUUUUUAAGCUUAGCCAUUGUGAGUGAUCAGGGAUAGGGCUUUCUGAACAGCACACAUUUAUUGCACUUUCAAACGCUUUUUCACACAGUGGGUGGAUUUUGGUCACACAACAAUAACCUUUUCUGUUCUCUCAGUGAGGAUUCCUCCCUUCAUAAUGAUGUUUGCCAAAUGCUUUCUUUUCAUGAAUGAAACACAACGCUUGCGAAUGGUUAUAUGUUUGAGCAUUCAUGACAAAUAAGCAACAGUAGAAUAGCAUCAAAAGUGCAAGAACCUAAAUUGUUGUAUAGAAAGGAUGCAUCCUAAAGUAUGUAUAAAUUUUUUGAAAGAGUGCAGGACAAAACAAGGCUGUAUUUCACGGAGUUCUAUGCGCUACAUCAAAUGACAGCAAGGCAAAAUGCAGCUCUAUGUGGCCAGCAGCGUUUGCAUUUGUUCAUAGAACAUGGGAGACGUUCCUCCCCGAUGCAUGGAACUAGUUCACCCAAGAAAUUUAUUCUCAAUUUACCCCUGUCACAGUGCAGUGAACUUUAGGGAAGCUGUAACAAAAAAAAAAAGUUUUUUUAUGCCUAUGAUUGUUUAGCCAGAAUUUACAACAAGAACAGGCCAGUUAAGAUAAAAAUAUAAACUUAGAGAAGCGUCUUGCAAUCCACCAUUGAUUCAUUUGCAAACAGGCUUCGCUGUAUCUUCCUGCACUUACACUGUGCUCCAUGUCAGUGACACGAGGAAAGUAUUCUUCACUAGAUAAAGUUGAUUUAAGGCGAGUGACAGGGGAACAAUGAUCUCCCAAGCAAAGGUUGUAAAUCUGUAUGACCAGGCACCUCGUGAAUUUCAGCAUUUAUUGUUUUCGCACAUUAGGGCAAGCUUCUGUCACUUUUUUUUUUUGUUCGAGCAAAUUACAUGCAUGCACAAUGAGCUCCUUUGCGAUACUUCUUGGUUGUAAAGGGCAAGGCAGUCACGGUAUGCAGUUGUCACAUUAAAGUGGCAUUGCAAUGACUGAAAGACUGACCGUUCAAAAUGCGUGCAUGUUAAAUGCUAGCCAGAAGAAGAAAAAAAAAUUUUGACAACAUCCCCUCAGUCCAGCUUAGCAUUAGCCAAGUACUGAUGGCUGUACUGUUAGUGCACAUGGCUUUGUGAUUUUUUUUGUGAUGUAAUCAUUUGCAUCCAGAUGUCUUGAAAUUGGCUCUGCCACUUUUCUUGGCAGCUGCAUCUUCCAGGAUCAUUGUCAUUGCUGAGUGUGACUGAAGUGUCAACGUUGUAAGCAUGCAGAUGUGUCUGUGUGGUAGGUGUUGUGAUAGACCUCCCUUUAAGAUGAGCUUUACGCAGCCGAUUUCUGCAAUAUGCUAGACGGGUUUCAGCGCACUCACGCUGAGCCAAACUUUUAAUAAGAUCGAUCACUUUCAGGGAUAUCUCGUUUAGUGUGUACUGAUUGCCUAAGCCAGUGGAAUUGUAUGUUGCGAAGGGAAUGUCAUGCCUCCUAUCAGAAUGAUUUUCACGUGGCGUAGCCCUCAAGUUGUCACUUCAGUGAGGUGUCCUGCUGGACAUUAUGUCAUGUAUUCCUGAAAGUAGUAGGUCAACAAUGCAACCGAGGUUUCCAAAGUGUCUUUACAUUUGUAUUAAUGGGAGUCUACCAAGUUGGCUUGCGGAAGUUCAAUCGGUGGAUGCGACAUCGAUGCUGUAUGCUGUUGUGCUGGACGCAUGAGAGUGUGAGUUGUUUUGUUUUGCCAUGCAAAGCAGGCUUAUAGUGGGCUUUAUGGGUACGCUGUGAUUGCUGUCAUGUCACUCUUGAGCUUUUUAAAGGUUCAUUUAAAUAAGAGCAGUGAGAGCUUGCAACCCUAUGAAGUGCAGCUUCUAGGAUGCACUACGAUUUGCUAACACUGUUGUAGAAAACAUACGCUGAAUAUGAUGAGCAUGAGAGUGCUUGUGGAUUGAAUUUUGUCAUUUUCAUCGUCAUGAUGCAGUAAUGCCCCUGUCAUUCAAGAAAAUUCACUGUCAUUUGUAGUUAAGCACGUUGAUCAAAUCACAUUAGGUUCUGGCAUUGCAUGAUUUAAAAAAAUAAUAAUAAUUUGCACCAGACAGUGAUGGUGAAAUGUCAGUGAAUAGAAUACACAAAAAGAUCAAAGCAUGUGUGUAAGAUAUUUUCAACAAUGCAUGCUUUUAUUUAAAAUAAUUUUGAUGUUUUAUGGUAAUAACUUGGAACUGUUAUGUGAUGCUUACACAAGCAAUCAGAUGAUAUCUAUCCAUACUAAAUUGAGACAACACUCCACAACCCAGUAUGAAUGCAACAAACAUGACUGAUAUGGUGGAGUGCGAUAAAUAUGCAGCAACACACAGUGGCAGGUGGAAUGCUUUGCGUUCUUGUAUUCCUCAAAGGUAAAUUACUUAGAAAUCAAAGGAUUAUUCUAUGUAUAUUGUCUCUUGUUAUUUUUUUGUCUUUUUUUAUGCCAUUUAGUGAAGUCUCUGAAACAUAUUCGUAUGAGUUCCUAGAACUCAUUCAGUUCUGAAUGGUAAUAUUAUGCAAGAAAAUUAAAUAACCACUGGUAUGGUGGAAUUUAACGCAAAUGACAUUAAAUUUUCCCAUGUCACAGACACGCUACAACUCUGCAGAAUAAGACACAGUCCUUGACAGUGGAUCAGCCCAUGAUUGAUGCAAUGAGUGUCCGCGAUACAUGUCACCGUGGGUUUCGUUCAUUCAGGCACACGUUAUAGGUGUGUCAGUCUUCAUGAACCUAUUCGGCUGAUGGCUGAUGGCUGAUGGCUUGGUUUCAGCUGCACUAGCAAAGCUGCUGACUUAGUCGUUUGAGAGCUGCUGCUUUGUAGGUGGAGUGUGAGUGCAGACGAAACCAGCAGAGAUGUGAGAAGCGGCACAUGCACGGCACUUUCACACGCUGCCCAUGUCGAGAGGCAAGUUCAGAUGGAGACAGUACAACUUGCAUUUUCAAUGUUGCUGGCACUUUACCACCGACACUAGCGUAGAAUGUGAGGAAAAAGGCGUUGGUAUUUCACUAUUCAUCUUGUGUGCCCAGGAGAUUGACAAGUGCUGUCUGCCUUUGCAACUCUGGCACAGCUGCACCUCGUCAUUGUGUUGCCAUUGGAAGCACGCACGACGAGUCCACUAUUGCACCUUCUGGUUUCCAAUAUCGGCAAGGAUAAAUUUUCUAGUUUCACAAGGGUAUAAGUCUGCAAGUCUUCUGAACAUUGAGGCACCUCUUUUUUGCAAACUUAGCAUAGACGUGCUCUAGACAUACCAGGGUUCUGCUAGGAUGAUGCUGGUUUUGUGGCAGCUUUACUCUUAUAAGCAACUUGACUCUCUUGGCUGCUUGCAACCUUGCGCAUCUAUUGGGGGUUCUUUUGGGGGUUCUUCUGACAAGUAAAACAUUUUCCUUGCAAGCUCAUGGGUGCUUUCGGCCGGCAGUACACGCCGCUUUCAUUUUUCUCUUGGCAGCUCUCUGUGUGACAGUGCAAGUUUUUCACUGUCUGAGCAGCUUUGAAAACGGCAAAGGCUUUCGUUGGCUUUGGUAUUGGGGGCCACUGUGUGACAGAAGUGCAGCAUGCAAGUUGCUGUUUGGUAGUGAAAGGAUUGUGCCAUGUGCUUGGAAUAAUGUAAAAAACUGCUUUCUUCAAAUAUGAGAAUGCAGCCAUGUUUUGUUGGUAUUGUGCACAUAUAGCUGGAAUAUGCUGCAUAGAGUACUUCAUCUCCUAGAUGUGUUUGUAUCUUUCUAAACUCCUCGAGCAACGAUUUCGUUCAGUUGUGUUCACGAUGCUGCAUCAAGCUGUGCCUUUUGCAGUUUGUUCAGUUUUAUGAGAGCAGGUGACUAUUACUCCUUUGCUGCCUAUUAUUUAUCUUACAGAUGUAUAUUUAUGCUAUUUUAUUAAUUAGCCUUUCCCUACCUAUGCAGCUUUGUUAAGUGAACUAGCUGGGUGUGAAAAUAGGAUGGGACUAGUUGCCUGUAGGGGCGGUCUUGCCAGGCAGCGUCUUAGUCGAAUAUGCAAGUGGUACCAAAGAUCAAGAAGAGAUGAGGAGAUCGGUAACUUAGCAUGCAGUUCGCUUAUUCAUAUUUUUGGCUGCAGCAUUGUCCUUGUCAUUUUUGUCAUUUGGUUCUUAAAAUCAUUUGCAAUUUUUUAAUGCACUACUAAUGCUGGCAGAAAAAAUAAAGCAUUGUGGAAGUGACCGAAAUAUUCACGAUUGCUUGCUGGGCUCAGAGAAAAAUUUGUGUAAGUGGCAGUGAAAGCAUUGGCAGGUGCUCAUUUGUAAGACACUCCACUGUGACUGUAGUCAGGUCAUGUGUUGCAAUCUGAACCAAUGUAGGUGAGACCUGUUUCCUUUGUCUUUCUGCUGGAGACCCUGCUUCUCGAACUUGCACGAAAGGUUUGAAAAACUAGAUUUUUAGCAGCCCAGACAUUUGAAAGAUGUUUCGGUCAUAUCAACGUCCUUGUGCAAUAUCAGCGAAUGUCACGUUUUCACCGCUUUUAGUUUUUCGGCAGAAUUUUUUUAGAAUGUCGUGUAGUGCACGAAAUGAACAAAGAGAAACAUGGUGGAAAUGAGUGUCACUGUGGCAUCCUUUGGCUAAUCUAGUUUUAGUGGUCGCCACUCGUGGAUGCUGUGGAAUGGUAGCUUCUAUAUUUUUGCACAUUUAGUUGCACAUUAGUCCUCUUUUUAAACCUAUUGUAUUUUGUAUUGCGCUGCUGCUGUCCUGUUCUUAUUAUGUCUUUUCUUGCAUUCAUGCUUUCCGAUGAGACACAUAGUUGCACUUUUUAUAGUCACAUUCGAAGCUUCUUUUAUUUUUCCUUGUUGACUAAAACAACUUUGAGAUUUGUGGUUUGUGGCUCAGUGUUGCCAUUGGCCUCUUUUAUCAGUGCAUCACAAGUGUGAAGUUGUGUAUCAUGUUCUUUAGGUACGGAUUGUUUCAAGUAUUCUAGUGCACAUUCGUUAAACACGGACCAUUGGGAUAAGAUAGAAUGCAGUGCUCCAUGAUGACGAUUUGAUGGACGAACUUUCAGUGUGUUGUCUGUGCUUAUGAGUUUGACUGUUGGUCCUUUCUUUAAAAGAAAUAGUGUGUUAAGGUUACGCAUCAAUGCGCAGUUAGCCAUCUACAUUGUUUGAUGUUUUUUCUGGAUAAGUCUUACAAGGAUUUGCAUUUGUGUCUUGCAUUUAAUGCCUAAUUCUUGUUAGCUGACACCACCUAGCUUUCUGCUUUUACAUGCAGUCUUACAGUCUUCUUGUACAAAUGUUUUCAAAAAGAAGAAUGAUGCAGUUGCAUAGGGCCUUACCUCUUAUUUUAUUGCAUGUAUUCAGGCAACUCUGUUACUGAUUGUGCCUUUUGAAGCUCUGUAUGUUUUUUUUUUUGCUUGUUCUGUGGUAUAUUCAUUCAACUAAUUGUCAACUGAUUGGAAGCAUAAGAAGUUAUGGCUAAAUCACAGUGAAUAUCUUCGAUGUUGUGGUCUACAUCUGAGGCAGCAAGAAACAUUAUUUUAGUGUGGAGAAAAAAAUUACAGUUAAAGAAAAGAAAGGCAAAUUCUAUAGCUGUGCAUAUUGUAUGACUGCGUCUGAAAAUUGUUUGAGGUUUUAUUUAUACCUGUCCUGUUCAAAUAAUUGAGGAAUUGUAUUGUGAGACACUGGCCUCGCUUGCACACAUCCUUUAUGCAUGUCAAACAGUCGUAAUUAACAGUGUACGUUAGGCUUUCCCCAAACUUUUCAAAAAUGGUUAAUGACAGAAAAAGUCACUGUUGUACUCAUUGGCAGCUGGAAAAAAAAAAAACAGAACUGUUGGCUAUUAAAUUAUUUGUCUACUUGCUGCUAUAGCGCAAAGCACCACAGAAAGUUGUCACCCGUUUUCUUGCUUUCAAUAAUCCUAUAAACCUUUCGUGAUCACUGAAAUUUCAAUUCAAAAGGACCAGUGCAUGGCAUAAAAAAGUGUUCUUUCCGUGUGCCAUCUUUAUCUGUUAAGCGUUUUGUAGCUAUUUGAACUAAGUUCUUUAAUGGUUGCUGACACGGAGUGUUUGCAUGUACAUAGGUUUUGCUUAGGUAGCUGUUUUUGCUUCUGCUGAUUUAUUAUGGCUUCUGGACAAACAACCCUCUCAAUUUGAUGUGCAGCGAGUGGAUUUUACGAUCAGCGGUGUUAAUUGUGCGGGGCUUUACCAUUGGGUGUACUUUUUGCCAAAUUUCUUGCAUACACCAACCUUGUGUUAGCUGUGAGUCACGAAUGAGAUGUAAAUAUAUAUUGGCGCCUGUGAUGGUGGCCGUUUUUUCUCUUCAGUAGUAUUGUGUUGGAGUCAUUUUCUUUCUUCAAAUUUUCAUGUUUCAGUGAGCCUUGCUUUUUUCCUCGAGGAAGUCUUAGACGCAUGUGUAACGCAGAGCAAGAUGGUUAGCUAAUAAUUUGACACACACACACACACAUGAAAAAAAAAGACUUGCAUUAUCUUUAGCAGGUACAUAUAAAGCAGGGCUGCUUUGGUACCAUGUCACUCUGGUGCCUGUGCUGUCAUGCCUGUACUAAAGUUCAUGAAUAUGCAUACCUUUGUAACAUAUUCACAUACUACAGCCCUGUGAUGACAGAGCAUGGCAUUCCUAUUGUAUUCAAAGAUAGAUUUGCUGAAAGGUUUGUGUAACUGCCAUGGCUCUUUGAUAAAGUAGGUUUUUUUUAAUGUUGUUGAGGAGGGAAGCGGAACUACUUGUGCUGAAGUUGCUUGCGGGCAUGAUUAUCUGACAAGUGAGUGUUUCGUUUUCUCAUAAAAAUUGCCAUUAGUACUUGGCUUAACAACGGAAGAAGGCCUGACUGAAAGCCAUUUAAAUUUGGUCUCCAAUUUUUAUGUUUGAUCUGAACAUACAGUUGCAGCUUUCAAAGGUAAAUAUUCGACAGAGACCUACCUGGUUGGCUGAACUGACUGAAUUAAAGCUCAUGAAACUCCAACCAAAAUUUAUUGAAACCCGAUGUUUCAGAGCCCUAUGGCUCCUUCAAGGACUCCCGAAGAAGGAGCCAAAGAGGCUUUGAAACAUCGGGUUUCAAUAAAUUUUGGUUGGUGGUUGGAGCUCUCAUUCUGCAGCUGUAUUGCACUAAAGUUCAUGGUUUCAUCUUUGUUUCCGGUUUCGAAUGAAGAAAUCACUAAUCUGUUAUUAUAUAAGGCCCUUCAAGACAAGGCACCUUGCAUAGUCCAAUUUGUGUAAAUUGCCAGCAUUGCUGGUGGCCUUCAAAGAGUUACUGUUUGCUCUUGGCCUACAAAUUAUACCAGAACAGCAAGUCCUCAGAAGACUGGUUUUCGGGCUAACACAGAUCAGCAUUGCUUUUACCUUGAGGCAGUGCACUGUAUGUACCUGCAGCACAGCAGUUUGUUAUGGUAGUAUGCGCUGUGUGAAAAGGAACACCUUUAAAUAUAUGCGCAACUAAAGUGGUAGUAGUGGCUCAUUGUUAAGCGUAGCAUAUGAGAAUUCUUAAGAUAUGCUACAGUCUAAACAGACCUUGAAGUGAGGGCCUUCAAAGCAGAGAAUGUGCAAGUUGGUUGACUCGUCAUAACAGAGGUAAAAAAAUAGUAUGUUCAUUAUAUAUGAGUUGAGAGCAUUGCAGUCCAACCUGAACUAAUGGUGAAAGAGUCUACCGAGGAAUUAACGGUGAAGCAUUUGUCAACAUCAUUUCACUCUCAGCAGGCUUUUACUAAACGCACUAUUGCAUGAGUGUGUUCCCUACUAAGGGCACAGUCAUGUUGGCUAGUGCUAGUGGUUUAUCAGCUCUGGUCAUCUUUUAGUGUGAAGGUACGGGUUAUACGGUUCUGACAGCCUUAUCUUCUUAGCAGAAUAUUUAUAAAUAUUGGCCUUCGUUUGGCCCAGCUCAUGAUGACGACUAUGACAACUGUCUUUGCUAGAACUGACAUGUGACCAAACACACCACCGCGGUUGCAGCUUCCUUCAUUGCGGCUUGUAAAACCAUGUUUGGUCUACAAGCAAGCUACAAGGUUGGCUUCAUUACUAUGUAAUGAUAUCAGCUUAGGUGUUGUCAUUAGUCUUGCAUUUCUGACUGAUGUAGCAAAGACUAAUGGAUAGCUCCUUUGGUCAAACGUAAAGCUUCUGAGUCAGUUUGUAGCAUGCCGUUUUAGCUGUACGCACUCUUUGUGUGCCCCUAAAACCAUAUCAUGCCUCAACACCCGACAGUACUGAAAGCGGAGUGCACAUGCAUUUUGCUGUCACAUUUUGCUGUCGCACUUCUCAGAGUUGCUGGUUUCCAUUUCCAUGAUGGCUCGUAGCCGAGGCCAGCAUCACUGGUUUAUACUACUGACUGCACCAUACUAUCGAUGUUGGCUGAAGGUGCAUACUCAGUGAGGAGGCCCAUUGUGGUUUUUAUCACUUGUGCCCAUUGUUCUUAUUUCAUUUGUCUUUCUUCAUGGUGUUGCCUUAGUGGCUUGGAAGUGAACCUUCUAUAGUUCCGGUGCGAUCCACCAGUUACGGCGCUAGUGGUUGCCUAUCACUUGUGUCACUUACAUGGAAGACUUGGUUGUUGUUCUUGUACGACGCUUGCCUGAAGCCUUGGCACAAAGCACAGUGUGAUUACCUUUCUGCUGUCUGGUCGCUAAUGCUGGCCUCGAUGGUGUGGUGUGGCGAUUCAGCAAACGCCCGACAAUAUGAAAGUACUCUGUGGUUUCGCUCCCACAACCUUUCUGUCUUAGUGAGCUUGAAGACACUGUGUGAGGAUCGAGAAAGUGUAUGUGUCUCUUGGGACAGGCAUGUGUGUGCAUGCAUGCGUUUUGCACGUUGUGUGCAGUUGACUGGUGGCAAAGCAAAUGUUGCCGGCUACAUUCUUGUAGCACUGUGGCUGUUGCUUCUUUCUUGUCAACCGCUAUGCUAGUGCCACUGACACUGGUAUGAAGUGUCACACGUACUGUGCCACUUGCUUCAGUACCGUUGUCACCACUGCCCUGUGAAAUGUGGGGUGUGCGGUGCUGGAACGGUCCAUUUGACCUCUAGCUACACCUGGAACUGGCUUUCUCUGAGAAGUGUGUGCGCGUGUUUGCGUGUGCGCAAGUGUUAGUUUGCAUGUGACUUUUUAUUUUAGAGGUAAUGAACAACAAGGAUGCAAUAAUGCUGGGUGAAUAAAGACUUUUAUAGGAGGUGAGA
Dermacentor albipictus is the source of this 12042-nucleotide messenger RNA. RefSeq names its product serine/threonine-protein kinase PAK 3-like protein (gene Pak). NCBI's taxonomy places the organism in Eukaryota, Metazoa, Arthropoda, Arachnida, Ixodida, Ixodidae. Gene Ontology annotation, molecular function: protein serine/threonine kinase activity; ATP binding. Gene Ontology annotation, biological process: intracellular signal transduction; regulation of axonogenesis; regulation of MAPK cascade. Gene Ontology annotation, cellular component: cytoplasm. The record is from RefSeq and is a predicted model, not a curated record.